This is a messenger RNA of Acanthochromis polyacanthus (spiny chromis), 1873 nucleotides long. RefSeq names its product transmembrane protein 79b (gene tmem79b). The record is from RefSeq and is a predicted model, not a curated record. Gene Ontology annotation, biological process: regulated exocytosis. The coding region runs from base 192 to 1301 and encodes 369 amino acids. NCBI's taxonomy places the organism in Eukaryota, Metazoa, Chordata, Actinopteri, Pomacentridae. Gene Ontology annotation, cellular component: lysosomal membrane; trans-Golgi network membrane. The transcript is spliced from 5 exons.
ACGUGCCACACCUGAGCUGAACUUCCGGAGAGUUUCACCACAACAGAAGAAGAGGAAGAACAACAACAGCUGAACAGAGAACCAGGAAAAGAACCAGAGAACCAAAAGGAGAACCAGAAGAAGAACCAGAAGAAAGACCAGAACCAAAACCAGGGCCAGAACCGGGAUCUGACCGGGAUCUGAAGCACCAGAUGGAGGACAGUGGGGGGAUGAAACAGGAAGAGGAUGAGGUGGUGACGACCGCCAUGACAGAGCCCAGCACCUUGCAAUGGCCCGCAUACAGAGAGACAGGUCGUCAGACAGGUAGAAGGACAGGCAAACAGUCAGGGAAUGUGGACAGGAUGAGUGUGAGGUCAGACAUGUCUCUCCGUGAGGCGUCCAGUUGGACAGAAAGUGAGAGACAGCUGAAGGCAGAGAGCAGGGUGGGAGAUGAAGAGGCGGGGCUGAAGACACACCUGGAGGAGGAGCCUGAAGAGAACCACCUGCCAGAGAAAGCAGCUCAGGUGUUUAGUCCUGCAGUAACUGUCCUCCCGUCCCCAUCCUCACCAAGAGAAAAUGACGCAUUCUGGGAAAUGGAGUCAGAGAACAGUCCCUUCCUCGGUCCCCAUGUGCCCCAGGACUACAAUCAACACGGCUACCAGUAUGAGUGGGCCGAGGACACACCGCCUGCCAAAUGUGGACAGGGCUGUCCAAACAGGGACGUCUUAAAAAUGGGCGUGUCCUUGAUGACAUCAGCGCUCUUCUUCCCAUUCCUGGUGUGGGGGGGUUUUGUCUUCCUGCCGUUUGACGCUCCCUUGAUGGACGGCGCCGCCCUCAGACUCGUCUACACGCUGCGCUGCUCCGUGUUCGCCACUGCCCCCAUCGUCCUCGGCUGGCUGGUCCUAGGUUUUAGUCGGGUCAGGACAGGUGUGAUUCGGCCUCUGUUUGAUGAUGAGGUGAAGGAGGCGGAGCUUCAACAGGUCGCUGUCCAUCGGCGGUUUGUGUCUGACUCUGCCUCCCUGUUCCUGAUCUACUUCCUGCAGCUGGUUGUCAUGGCGAUGUACCUGAGCCAGGAGCAGCUGAAGCUUGUCCCGCUGCUGACUAUCAUCUUUGCCUUUGGACGGCUGGUUUACUGGGCUGCAGCAGCGUUUGGCAGCAGCAUUCGUGGUUUUGGGUUCGGACUCUCCUUCCUGCCGAGCAUCGCCAUGAUGGCAGCAAACUUCUACUUCAUCUUCACGGUGGAAGCGUCGUCGUCCAUCUUCAGCGAGCCACCUGGAGAGCUGCAGGCUCCGCCCCCCGCCAAACAGAGGUUCUGGGGAUGACGGCUCAUCAGUAAUCAAUGACCUGGGAUCGUAAAGGAUGAAAACUGAUUAGUGUUCAGUAACUUUGUAACAUUUGAUCACAGACUUUCUUACAGUUUAGUUUUUGAUUGACCUUCUGUUCAUUUUAUUUUGUAAAUUCAAUUUUAUAAUCAAUGCUAUUUAUAAUCAAUAAAAAAAAAUAAAAAAAACUUUGUGUCUGCUUCUGUAAUUCAUCAAACAAAUCAGUUCUUUUCUGACACUUUAAUGUUCCUCAGCUUCAUUUUAGUCCAACAGAUUGGACAGAAUGAUGAAGACCUAAUGCAUCUAAUAGUUUACCUGCUCAGGUAAACCUGCAUCACAUUCCUCAGUAAUCUGAUCUGUUACUCACUCUGUCUUCACUGCAGGAAAACCUGAUUUUUAAACAGCAUUUUGUUUUGCAACGGAUGUGAAAUUGUACAUCAAUGUGAAUGAGAAAGGUGUGCUGAAAAGUAUUCUUUCACAACUUUUCUCUGUAUAAACACUAUAAAUCAACAUAAUUGAUUAAUUGAUUGCAAAUAUCUGAAACAACAUUAAAGCUUAAAUCUUUAUAUGAA